GUGACUUUAGUCUGUGAAAAGCGCUAUAUAAAUAUAUCUUACUUACUUACUAAUUCUAAAGAGAGCUACACAUCCAAUUUAAAGACACCCUGAGUAAGGGAAACAUUGUUGUUUUUCUUGAUAACUUAAAAGCUAAUUCAUCAACAUGCUUUCGGUCACAAUCCAUCUUUCUCUCAGGAUAAUGGCAAGUGCUAUAAACUGGGUUGGGACCUGGAGGCCCCACAAGCCAAGAGGGCCCAUAGCUGCCCUCUAUGGUAAUCCAGGACCCAAGUAUGCACUGCCUGGACUCGUAGGUUUUUCUAACCAUGACCCUACUAAACACAAAGCACCAAUAUUCAGCUUUGGGACACGUCGUGAACGCAGGUAUGAUUCAGAGGGCCCUGGACCAAAAUACCUCAUCCCUUCCAACAUCACCAGACUGGGCCGAGAUGGCACUCCUGCAUUUUCACUCCACAGCCGUCAAAAGGAGCUAGAAAAGUUCCAGGUCCCUGGACCAGGAAGAUACUCCCCAGAGCAUUCAGAAACGUUGCGCUUCCACUCUGCUCCUGCUUAUUCUCUGACUGGGAGGAGCAAAGACGUCAGCAAAAUCCAAACACCAGGUCCAGCCUCCUACUCUCUGCCCCCAGUGCUGGGGCUCAACACUGUGUUGACACCUGCAGCUCCCACCUUCUCAUUCCGUGGCCGCAGCAAAAUUGGAACCUUCUAUGAGGACCUGAAGAAGACUCCUGGCCCUGCUGCCUACAAAGUUGUUGACCCUCGUAUUUACGGACAAAAGCCUCCCCGUUUUAGCAUGACAGGGCGCAACUUCCCACCUGGUGAAAACACAAAGAAACCAGGACCUGGUGCAUACUAUCCUGAGGGGGUAACCUCCACAAGAGCCAAAGCUCCAAGCUUCUCUUUUGGACUGCGUCACUCGGAAUUCAUCGUACCCCUAAUUGUAGAGGUGCCUGAAUAAUGUCAAGUAUGACAUCUUGGAAAUUCCCACAGCAUUAAGUAAAAAAAAAAAAAAAAGCACAAUAAAGAACAAAAAGCAAACUGUGCAAGUUUAAUGAAAUCAGAUUUUAUUGCAAUGCCUAAAGGCCAUUUUGUAUCAGUACUUGUGACUUUUCAGGGUAUGAACACAAAGUAUUCCUUAUUUGAAAUUUGACGUAUGCAACGUAUUUUAGACCAUUGUCUUAGACCAUGUUUUUUUUCAAGGUAUCUAUUUCUUGUUGUUUUAGAAAACUGAUGAUUAUUUUGAUUUGAUAAUUAAAAUUUUCAGUAAGUAACUGUUAUAAAUUACUGCAGUUUCAUUUGUAAUCGGACAAGGCACCAAAAGCAUAACUAGAAGUAUAACUAGAAAAAAGUAAAAUUGAAUGUAGCCUGGGCUCCAAGGGAUGCAAGAGGCAAGUUGAUUCAUUACAAAAGUCUUUCUUGUAGCUGCCUUUAAGU
Anarrhichthys ocellatus (wolf-eel) is the source of this 1431-nucleotide messenger RNA. It is a transcript of the gene cimap1b, whose product is annotated as ciliary microtubule associated protein 1B. Bases 146 to 955 code for a protein of 269 amino acids. Gene Ontology annotation, cellular component: cytoskeleton. NCBI's taxonomy places the organism in Eukaryota, Metazoa, Chordata, Actinopteri, Perciformes, Anarhichadidae. The record is from RefSeq and is a predicted model, not a curated record. The transcript is spliced from 6 exons.